AUGGUGGAGUUUAUCAUGACCGUAGAUAGAUGUGAGCAUGUUGAUAUGGCUUUGAUUGAGAAUGAAAGACAAGUGACAGAUGAAGAGAAUGACUUACAACUCCAGGUCAUAGAAAAAUUCAAGGAGAUGCAUGUGAGUGCAGAAUUGGAUGGUCUAGAAUGGGCCAUGGAACCUCAACUUGGUGUUACAGCUGCUGGUCCUUCUAGAGUAGAAGAGGAGGAGGAAGGUGACCAAUAUAUGGAGCCGGGUGUUGACCAUGAGGGAGAUGAUCCAGUUGGAGUUGAUGAAGAGUGGAGGUAUUUCAGGAAGGUUGUGUCAAUAGGUUCUAGCCAUACCUGUGCUAGCACCAGCCAAGUGAGGGGUAAGGAGGCUAGCAAAGCCUGGAUUGCUGACAGAGCAACAGAGGUACUCAAGUCUACUCCAGACCUGGGAGCAAAGAAAUUGCAAGUUGAGCUUGAAAGACAGUUCCCGAUCAAAAUAUCAUAUAAUAAGCAAUUGAAGAGAGCAAUUGGAACUCCACAUGGACUCACAACACACACAAAUGCUUGCAAAGGCUUAGAGAUAGCAGUCCACGACGUCUUCCAAGGUGACGUUGAGCAUAGAGAGUGUUUUAGGCACCUCAUGCAGAAUUUUAGAAAGCACUUCGAUGGAGAUGUGCUAAAGUACAUGUGGCCUUGUGCUUGGGCAUGUACUCCUAGGAGGCAUCACUGGCUUUGGAACAAAAUUGGAGAGAAUUGUCCAGCAGCAAUUCCUUACUUGCAAGCAGAGCACAAACAACUUUGGUCUCGAGCUAAGUUCUCAGGGGAAUGCAAGGUUGAUUAUGUGAAUAACAACAUAUCAGAGUCCUUCAACAACUGGAUUAAAGAGGCCAAAGGGUUCCCUGUGGAUGUCCUCGUGGACACAAUUAGGGGUAUGAUCAUGGAAAAGAUAGCUAUGAGACAGCAUAUAGCUAACAAACUUGAAGGGUCCAUUCUCCCUAGUGUUAUAAAUGAGCUAAAAAUGAAGAGUAGAAACUUGAAGUACACAAUUAAGGGGAGUGGUGGUCUCAAGGCUGAGGUAUCUGGAUUGACUAAGGACAACUAUCCUUGGAGGCAUGCUGUGGAUCUUGAAAGCAAGACAUGUUCAUGUGGGCAGUGGCAUAUUUCCGGAAAAGGAAAGAAAAACCAAGUACUUCAAACUCCACCAAAGCUCCUAAAAAAAUCUAAGAAGGCGUCUACAGGAACCUCUACUUCUUCUGAGCCCCCUACUGAACUUGCUGUUGAACCUAGUAAAAGAAAGGGAGGAUGUGGUACUUCAAAAUGCAAGAAUGCUUCCAAAAAGUCCAAGAAGAAUGCUACAGGAACAUCUACUUCUUCUGAGCCCCCUACUGAACUUGCUGUUGAACCUAGGAAAAGAAAGGGAGGAGGUGGUACUUCAAAGAAUGAUACAGGAAUAACCUCUACUUCUUUAGUCACUCAAUCACCUGGUACAGCUACAGCUAGCCCUCUACUUCCUUAG
Miscanthus lutarioriparius is the source of this 1497-nucleotide messenger RNA. The record is from the annotation of a GenBank genome assembly. Lineage: Eukaryota; Viridiplantae; Streptophyta; Magnoliopsida; Poales; Poaceae.